AUGGCCAGACAAAUCUUACCCCAACGCUCUCUCACUACCACUCUAUCGGCCUUUCUUUAUCGCCGGUCAAUCUCCGCCGCCGCCGUCGAUGAACCCCUAAAUCCCACUGCCACUGUACCUCCUCCGUCACCACCACCACCACCACAUAUCUCCAAUCUAAGAACCAGAACUCCACUAGAGAAACAAUUCGAGACAUGGCUGGGAAAGCUCAAACCUGGAUUCACCUCAUACGACGUGGAUGAAGCUUUGCGUGCCCAAACGGACCCCGAUCUCGCCUUUGAUAUCUUCCGUUGGACCGGCCAACAACGUGGCUACAAGCACACUAGCACCACGUACCUCACCAUGAUUCAAAUAGCCGUCUCCGGUAAGCGUUACUUCCAGGCUGAAACCCUAGUGGAAGAAAUAGUCGCCGGGGCAUGCUCAGGUAGCGUACCUCUCUAUAACUCGGUUAUCAAAUUCUGCUGUGGCCGUAAGUUUUUAUUCAAUCGCGCCUUCGAUGUUUACAAGAAAAUGAUGAAUGGUGAAGACACCAAACCAAAUCUCGAGACGUAUAAGCUUUUAUUAGAUUCGCUUCUUCGAAGAUUCAAUAACGUGAAUGUUUGUUAUGUGUAUUUACGUGGGGUGAAAUCCUUAUCGAAACAAAUGAAAGCCUCAGGGGUGAUUCCUGAUACAUUUGCGUCAAAUAUGAUCAUCAAAGCACACGCCAAAUGUCACGAACUUGAUCAAUCAAUUAGGGUUUUCCGUGAAAUGGGGUUAUAUGGAAAUGAACCUAACGCUUACACAUAUUGUUAUCUGAUUCAUGGGCUGUGUGAAAAGGGUAGAGUGGGUGAGGGUUUAGGGUUUUAUAAGGAAAUGAGAGGAAAGAGCUUGGUGCCAAAAGGGAGCACUUACAUGAUUCUGAUUUGUAGUCUUGCAAUGGAACAGUUGUUCAAAGAUUCAAUUAAAGUCAUCUUUGAUAUGCUGAAUGAUUCUAUGCAACCUGAUAUGUUGACAUAUAAGACUCUUCUUGAAGGAUUGUGUAGGGAAGGUAGGGUUGAUGAUGCUUUCGAUAUUCUUGAAGAAUUCAGGAAGAAAGAUAGUUUUAUGAACGAGAAGACUUACAAGAAUUUGCUUAAUGGGUUACAUUAUGUGAGCUGCAAGUAGCUUUUGUACCUCUGUUUCAAGAACUGGAAGUCUAAAGGAGUUCCAUACUUGGCUGGAUUCCUAUCAUAGAAUACAAAUGCAAGGAGCCUAUCAAACCCCAUAUGUACUAUGACAAUUUGGUAACUACUAGUAUAUCUAUCUCCAUUGACUCGUAUAGUCAGCUACCGAAUCUGUCAAAAUGUUCUUUGUUAAAUCUUUUUUUUGGUAACCGUGGGUGUCUAGGCUGGCUUGCCUAUACCUUAGACUAAUCCCAUGGGGCUCUGAAGAUAAUAGCCAGGAAAAUCUCUAGUUGCCUAGAGGGACUUGAAUUGGCGAACUAUGGAGAGGAUCCCCAGGGCCUAGCCUUUUGUUUGCCAAUUGUGCUGGCCCUCGUAGUACACGGCAGUGGAAAGUUGGGGCAAAUGGCUGAAACCACUUAUACACAAUGUUGAUGGUAAUGGGAUUCUUGUGGUGUUGUCUCUGAAGGAUUUUUCUUUCUUUAGGUUGGAACAAUGUUCUCCCUUGAUGGAGUGUAAUAUUUGUUUUGCAAUUUACAGAAGUGGAAAGGCACUUGAUCCCUUGACAUGCUUGUUGAUCAAUCUGAAUAUGCAAUUAUAAAUGGUCAUGUAACAGAUGCUUGAAGGUUCCCUUGUUUAGUCCGAGUUGUAUGGCUUUAUCUGUUUCUGAGAAUCUGAUUUCGAGUUCGACUUUCUCCAUCUCCA
This is a messenger RNA of Cynara cardunculus var. scolymus (artichoke), 1844 nucleotides long. RefSeq names its product pentatricopeptide repeat-containing protein At3g25210, mitochondrial-like. Gene Ontology annotation, molecular function: protein binding. The transcript has a single exon. The coding region runs from base 1 to 1143 and encodes 380 amino acids. NCBI's taxonomy places the organism in Eukaryota, Viridiplantae, Streptophyta, Magnoliopsida, Asterales, Asteraceae. The record is from RefSeq and is a predicted model, not a curated record.